Molecule: messenger RNA, 363 nt
Organism: Penicillium roqueforti
Lineage: Eukaryota; Fungi; Ascomycota; Eurotiomycetes; Eurotiales; Aspergillaceae
Product: U4/U6-U5 snRNP complex subunit LSM6
Exons: 5
Coding region: 1-363 (120 amino acids)
Biological process (GO): mRNA splicing, via spliceosome; maturation of SSU-rRNA
Cellular component (GO): U4/U6 x U5 tri-snRNP complex; nucleolus; P-body
Molecular function (GO): RNA binding
Source: RefSeq, a predicted model, not a curated record
AUGUUUGCAAAGCGAAUAGAAAUGCAUCACUCACCGCCUUACUGGUCUCUUGCUUUCGAAUGCUUCGUCCCUCCGUCUGCUUCAAAACACAUCUCAACCUGUUCAGACCACAGUAUCAAUAUGGAGAACGCCGCAACCUCUGAAGGGAAAGACCCUUCUGUCUUUCUGAGUGAGAUCAUCGGUGCGCCUGUGAUCGUGAAGCUGAAUUCUGGAGUGGUAUACAAGGGUGAACUGCAAUCAGUUGAUGGCUACAUGAACAUUGCCCUUGAAAAGACUGAAGAAUACGUGAAUGGAAAACUACGACGAAACUACGGGGAUGCUUUCGUGCGCGGAAACAACGUACUCUACAUCUCUUCCAGCUGA